Molecule: messenger RNA, 2644 nt
Organism: Eleginops maclovinus (Patagonian blennie)
Lineage: Eukaryota; Metazoa; Chordata; Actinopteri; Perciformes; Eleginopidae
Gene: dexi
Product: Dexi homolog (mouse)
Exons: 3
Coding region: 241-510 (89 amino acids)
Source: RefSeq, a predicted model, not a curated record
CUUCUAUUUCAGUCAGUCUUAUUGGUUUAAACUCACCUCAACCUGAGCAGAGGUAAAUCUAAUCAGCCCGAACAAGUGAAACACCUGUGCAGACGGUCAAAAACUCCAUACUACAGUUUGUAAUGACAGGUCGGGACAAGCCGUAAUGGACACCCCGGCCGCAACACCCCGGAGAGAUUUCUAACGGUGGAUCACAUCCUGGCCUCGCAAGAACCCGAACCGUGGCUCUAUUUAUUUUCUAUGACACAUCCAAUUUAUGCCCAGCUAGAUUCGGUAGAAUCGCUGUUGGAGGAACUCCCAUAUAUGUUUUAUCUGGGCCUGUUCUUUGUGAACGUCCUGAUCCUCUAUUAUGCCUUUCUGAUGGAGUACAUCGUCCUGAAUGUGGGGAUAGUAUUUCUGCCUGAGGAUAUGGACCAGGCGCUGGUGGACCUAGGGGUGCUGUCCGACCCGGCCUCCGUCCCCUAUGACACAGACACAGAGCUGGAUGUGUUUGAGGGGUAUCUUGAGUGACACAGCUGUCCUGCAGGAAGACAAACGCAUUUAAGUAUUGAUGGUGACGAUGCAGAGAUCCAGGGCAGAUUGGACCAGCGUGAACACUCCCUGGUCAGAAUCAAGGAGAGAAAAUGCCUCAAAGCGGAUGUUGCUGCCUUUUCGUCACAAAGACAUAUCAAUGAAAAAGUUGUCUUGGCUCAAGGAAAGGUAACCCAAGGAAGAUCAGCACCACCGGCCACAUGAUCAGCGAAGGUCCCGUGUCGUGCAGUCAGUCUGUUACCACUCUAAUUGACUCGGGUUGGACACCAUGGAGUUGGCACUGGCAUCUGUGUCCUUCACAUUGGACACAUAGAAAGGAAAAAGGAAGCACAAUGUGCUCUCAGCAGAAAGACAGCUGUGGAUAUAUACCGCAAAUGUGGAGCAUGACUCUGCAUUGCAGCCAGGUCACAUACAGUAGCAGGAUGUGAACCGCUGAGAACAAUUACCCAAAAUGAGCAAGAUCUGAUUGCUGACUGCUGAAGAAAGUGAAUAUAAAUAUUGCCGUCACAGUGUGAUGUCCUGCACAGUGUGACCUCUCAGAAGAACUGGCAAACAGCAGGAAGCAAUGUUCACUCUACGUCUGUUGCAUACUUAAUAUUUUCACAGUACAACUUCUUUCUUUCUAUGUUUUUUUUAAGUUUCAGAACACACAAAGCAUUGCUGCUUUUGCUGGCUCACGCAUCCUUGAAGCAUUAUUUAAAUAUAUAUUUCGGGGUCAUCCAUGCUGUUUGUGUGCUUCAGGCAUGUACACACUCUCAGGGUGCACAGGCCCUCUGGGUGCUCUGGACACAGGCUGUAAAAGUAAAGAAAGGAUAUAGGAGAGCCUUCAUUUUUAUUAUCUCGCUUAUACAUCUGAAACACCCUACUAGCCACACUCUUCACUGUAAUGCAGGAAGUAUUAAAUCAUCUAGGAAGAGUUACUUAUUUAACACUUCUGAUAAUCUAUACACAGGUUCAUACAUGUUUAAUUUUGUAUUAGAAACUGAGGUCACCCAUGGCCAGAUGUGUCAAACUGUUAUCAGCAUGGGCCGUAUCAAAGACAGAACCCUGACGUGAAACUCAGAAGUGCUUCAGUUAUUCUUUUAUUUGUUGCAUCCAUGUUUUGUUGUUACAAAAUGACACAGAAAUGACUCCACGCAUGACAUUUGUGUGGUUUGAAUUGGUUCGUUCUCAAAAGGAUCUUUUAUUACACUUGUUUUAUGUUCAGUAAUUAUGAAAUCAGUAAAGAGACAUGUAUAUUCUUGGCAGCAAUAAUGAACAGGAUUCAAGCAAUGAGGCAAUUCGCUACUAGAUAUGUGUAAGCCUUGAAGGCGCUGUACACUGAACAUUGAUUUUUGAGGCAAUAAAGAGGAAUCAGUAUUUUCUCUGCACACGACUGCUGUCUGCCAGAAUUAGAAAAUGUUGCUAGCAGGCGAUGUACUCAGAAAUGAGGUUGUUUUCCACAGAAUAAGGGAAGUGAGAUAUCCACCAAAUAACUAAAGAUCUAGAGACAAAUAACUAAAUAUUUGCACUUCCAUGUUUCUUACUCUAGACAAAGCUUUAGUCAAGAAUCGAAAUGCCUUACUGUCUCAAUUGAAAACAUUCUACGAGACCACGUUUCACUAAAUUGCAUACAUUGGUAUUUCUGUUAUAUUUCUGGAUAAUAAUUGAUCAGAAACAGCAUUUAGUUUACGCUAUACUAAAGCUCAGGAUACUAAUAUUUAGGAAAAUAUAGGAAUUGUAAAAUCAAACCACAUCAUGCUGGAGGUAGAGGGUUUUAACAGGCUGAGCAGUCCGUUACGUAAAUCAAAUAUUAAAGGCUCCCUAUAUUUUAACAAUCAAUUGCAAGUGAAGCUGUCAUAUUGGGAGGCUCUACGUUUGUAUGUGCUCUGUGAGGAAGUCUUUAGUGGUAGUUGCAGGUAUACGACACUGCCGUUUCCCAGGCAUGAUAACACACUGUGGUUCUGAGCAACUCUGCUAACGUCUUAGUUUAGUACAAACCCCAUGAGCGACAACCAGCCUUCACCAUCCACGUCUACUUCUGUAAAGACAUGCACAUGCUAUAAUAAGCUUUGGAUCGUAACAAGAGUUUUAUUUUCCAACGUGCGUUUAAUAAACUAUGAGCGAAUGCCAA